AUGGCAUCUCACCUGUUGAAGAGCAUUGCUGCCUCCUUGACCCGCCGCGUGGCCCAAAUGAACCAUUUGCCGGCGGUCGCUUCUUUCCGAUGUCUGCACACCCUCAACGCGAGUCCCCGCCCGCUGACAACAGCUCGAAGCAUCCAGCCAGUCGGUGGCGCCCAGUCCUUGCUGGCACAGUGUGGACGUCUACCCUGCAUCCAGCCGUCUGACGGGAUGAAAACCAAGUCUGCGCUGAAGAAGCGCUGCAAGGAUUGUUUCUUUGCACGACGGCGAGGACGCUUGUUUGUGUUCUGCAAGACCCAUCCCAGACACAAGCAAAGACAAGGCUGA
Nerophis lumbriciformis (worm pipefish) is the source of this 333-nucleotide messenger RNA. RefSeq names its product mitochondrial ribosomal protein L36 (gene mrpl36). The record is from RefSeq and is a predicted model, not a curated record. Gene Ontology annotation, biological process: translation. Gene Ontology annotation, cellular component: ribosome; mitochondrial large ribosomal subunit. Gene Ontology annotation, molecular function: structural constituent of ribosome. NCBI's taxonomy places the organism in Eukaryota, Metazoa, Chordata, Actinopteri, Syngnathiformes, Syngnathidae.